Phlebotomus argentipes is the source of this 3486-nucleotide messenger RNA. RefSeq lists its product as uncharacterized. NCBI's taxonomy places the organism in Eukaryota, Metazoa, Arthropoda, Insecta, Diptera, Psychodidae. The transcript is spliced from 5 exons. Bases 17 to 733 code for a protein of 238 amino acids. The record is from RefSeq and is a predicted model, not a curated record.
GGAAUUGAAGAGAGAGAUGGAUGACAUGUUUCUCCAGUGCAAUAAAAACGCGAUUUAUGUCCUCAACAGCAGCUAUCGCUAUGGGGAGUACGACAUGAUAAACUUGUUCGGAUCGCCGGCUGGCAGAGCACUGAAUACGUCAAAGACGCCGCAGACGUCGCCGCAGCCCACCUCGCCCACAUCCUUCCCGCCACUGCCCGGGCGCAUCGCCGCGGACGCCGACGUCGAGGCCACGGCCAGCAAGGCGUCCAAGAAGACCUCCAUCUUCAAGUCGUCCAACAUUGCGGCGAAGAAGUGCAAGUUCUGGAAAUUCCUCGAGGAUGAGAAGCUGAAGAAGAACAGCGUCGAAGAUCUCUCAACCACGAGCAGCGGCCAGAGCAGUUCCAGCCGAUGGAGGAAGUCCAAUCGCAAAUCGAGCACGGAACUGUAUCGUGAGGCUGCUCAAUUACUCGGGCUCUCCUGCACACUGAGUGACAAUUGCCGGUGCAUGGAUUGUCAGAGCCGCUAUUUCGACUGUGAUGACUCCGAUACGUACUCGGACCAUUCGUUCAGGGUGGACUACGGCUGCCCGGAGGACAUGCUCAGCGGGGACGCCAGUGAAGCCCGCCGGCCGGUCGAUUGCCCGGAAAAGUUUUGCACUUCUGGCGGCUGUGAGGAGCUCUCGAACAGCGAGUCCGUGAGCGACCUGAGUGUGGACGACGAGGGGCGCUGCAGCCCCGUGGCGGUGACAUAACUGCCCCCGCCAUCAGCUCACUCCCGAAAGAUGCCACUGAGGAUUGUGUGUACAUAUUUGAUAAGUUUCGCGAUGGAACAAUUAUUGACUGUUGAGCUGCGUGUUUGGAGCCACCAAUUUCAGCGAGAAUCAAAGCUAUAGCCAUUUACCAUUGUUAACUCACGGUUCAUCAGUGACUUCAUUCUGCACAGUGGUUAUUUUUUUUAUCUCUCACCAUUGCUGGCCAUGAGCAGGACUAAUUGUCGAGGCGUACAGUCUUUUUUUGCGCAGAAAAAAAACCCGUGCGAGUGCGUGUGUUUGUAAAUUUAUCGGACUGAUUUUAGGGGUUGGAAGCGAGCGUGUUCAUCAAUCUCACUAAUUUUCAUUCAUUUUUCUCUCACUCUGGCAAAAAAAGAAUCAACAUCGCAUAUAUGUGUAUCAAUCGCUAAUCGUAGAACGUAGAUAAAUCACCGUAAUUAAAUCACACACACACGAGAAAAUGUUGGACAUAUUAAUUGGGGGAUCAUAAGCAGGAUUCCGACGGUUGCUUAACAUUUUUGAAUCAUCACACCGAUUGAGCGGCUGCGAAAGCUCUUCCUCAUUCACAAAGCGGAAGCUAUUCUCGAAUAAAAAUUCAUCCCCCGGGGGGGCGAAAAAGGCGUCUCGCGAGAGCCUGGCGUCUCCUGUUGAUGGAUGGGUGAGAAGGUUAACAUGAGCGGACACUAAAUUUGGGCUGGAAUUUAAUGACGCGUGCUGAAGUUGGGCGUGGGGCGGCUAAAACCCCGUCCUGGCUAAAUAUAGCCAUAUAUUUGAGGCCAUAACGCGACAGUCGCAAAGCGAUUUUAAUAGGAUCCCGAGAUAGCGCCAUCGGGGUAAUUUUUAUUGUUAAUUGACUCAAUACACUGGCAAACACUAAGCGCAAACUUUCAUUGAUGACGGUAGUAAAAGUGCUCUAUACGUAUUUUGUGCGCCCGUGGAACCUCAGCAAUAUUUAUGAGGGAGUAAAAUUAACCCCAAUAUUUCACUCUACAUAACUUUUUAUCAUAUCAAUUUUAUUUAUUGCCGCUUGCAUUUCCUUCGGUCCGCAGUUUUAUGGUGAUCCAGACGGGAGAUUGUCGCAAUAAGAAUUAUAAUUCAUGAGCUUGCGAUCAUAGUUUGGGUGAAUUUGUUGUGGGAAAAUGAUAAAAAGCAAUUUCUUGGGGGUGCUGCUUUUCGCUGAAUAGCGGAGUAAACACUGCAGUAAAAGUGAGCGGAAAUUAAGCUCUGGCGAUAGAGAUAAGGGAAGAAAUGAUCAAUUUUAACAACUACAGACUUCAUUAGCAAUUCGGGCUGUUGAUAAGCUCUAUUGAUUGAUAUGUAGCCGAACCUUUCACUGCAUCAUUGUAAUUCCCCACCCACGCGGGUUCUCAUCACUAUGCGCAUAAAUUUGAAAAGUGGAAGCGCACAACAAGGGAAUACUCCGCUAGUUAACAUUUUGGGAUACAAAUUUUCCGCCCCUAAUUGAAUUCAUCUCAACAUUUCAACUCAUUAUAGUCUUUUUUUUGCCCCAGCAUGCACGCCUCUCAUAAUUGCAAAAUGUUAAAAAAUAUACUUCCCACACAAUCCAAUUAUGGCCACAACUCCCGUGAAGUCCGGAGAACAGACACGGGAAUUAUUCAAUUAGAUUUCCGAUGGCCGCAGGCUGCAAACUUUACGAUUGCAUUUAAUGUUCCCGCAGCGAGGGCUUUUUCCAAUGGACGCAGAGCAGAGUUUUUCCGCUCAGAUCUUGUGAACUCGCCAUGUGAUGUACACAAUUUUAUCUAUCAGGCAAAAUUACAUUGUCUGCGAGAUGCUAUGUCAGCACGAUGAGUGCAAUUUUAUACACUUUUUACCCUCACUUCCAUCCAUCACGGUCCAUGAAUGAAACUGUGGGAGCUUUCACUAGCCCUUCCAAUUCACCUGCGGAAGCUUUUCGUGAGAUACUAUUUCUCCCACGGAGUGUGAAAAAAAAAGCUUCACGAAACAUCCAAAACAAGCAAGAAAAUCCGAACGAUUGAUCGGAUGAAAAUAGCGCUAAUAUAAAUCUAUCGUGAAGAUUUCACUCAGGAAAUGAGGGAAAAUCAAUUGUAAAGUAAUCAAACAGGAGAAAAUUAGCUAAAAGACUUUCCCAGUGUUGCAGAGAGACAAAUUUGUCAUCUGCCGUUGGAUGGAAAAUGGGCGAAAGUUUAUGUGGAAUUUGCAGGAAUGUUGAUAGAAAUUUUUUAUUGGCCGCCAAGGAAGAGCUUUACAGCCCACUUCACUCCCUCAUUCACUCUCCCUCUCUCUCUCUGUCGCACUUUCCCGCCCUUUGUCAUAUUCCUUUGAGGAAAAUAGGUGCCAAACAUUUUUACGAUUCACUUUGUUGCCAUUUCUCUCGUGCUCGUUUACCCGACGCUAUGACAUGAAGCAUAAAAGCAUUGGAGGAUACACACAUCCAAUAAUUUAUAGUUCACAUACAUACUACGUGUUUUUAUUCGGACUACCAUUUAAAAUAUGAAGAUAUAAAAAUACGAAACUAAUGAAUUUAUAUGAUAAAUGGCAGAGAUAUUGAAAUGGACAGAAAAUGAACACUUCAAAAUGAAUUAUGAUUACAAUUUAGCCAGCAAAAUCUAUGAAGAUUAUACUGAAUUUAUUGUGAAAAUGUUUUCUGGUGUUAUCUAUACUUAAAUAUAUUUUAUAAAAAAAGAAGAGAACAACACAGCGUAGAAGAAUGUAAUUCUUCUCUGUGAACUCGAGAGGAGACAUUAAAGAAAGAA